AUGGAAGGGCAAGUCUCGCAGGCACGGGGACCGACGCAACGAAGCCAAGAAGGGGAAGCCGGCGUGCGGAGGCGUGCAGCGGAGAGAGAGACAGACCACUCUUCGACCAAACCCUCGCCCCAGGCAUGGAACUCGCCCGUCGAGCCGCUCCUCGGACGUGCGCCGACGACAUCUACGGCAUUCCCAUCCCUUCCCCCAACGCGCAGAUGACGAUACAAGAGCUCCACCGGGAGCUCUUGCAGGAGCAGAUCCGCCAGCGAGUCAUCGUGGCCGAACUGGCCAAGCAGCAGCAGCUGGAGGCUGACUUCCAGCGCGAACUCUUGUACCGUGAUGUCGAUGCCAGGUUCCGGCAGAUCACAAUGCCCCGCCAUGGCACAUCCCCUUUGCCUCAUGAUGAGCCACGGGACGUGCCCGUGCCGCUUGCGAGACGGCCCGUUAAAGAUCGGAUUGAGGAAUGGUACCAACCCCCAUGGUGCAGUCUGGCGAGCGAGGAGGAUGAACCAAUGGUUGGGGCUAAGCGGCACAAAAAUGCACUCUCUGGGGUGAAGAGGAAACGGACUGCAGAAGAUCCAUCGUGGAUUUGCAGCAUGUGCGAUGCGAAAUGCUACAAUGAAACAGAUUUACAGAAUCACUUAAGAGGCAGAAGGCACCAAGAGAACAUAGAAGCUCUGCAGGGACAAGACAAGGGAGCUGAAGCGAGGUUGCAUGAAAAAGGAGUUGCCCAGCUUGCAGACAAGAACCUGAAACCAGUGUCAAAAUGGUUGUGCAGCAUCUGCGAUGCUAACUGCACAUCUCAGUCUGACCUUGCGAAUCACCUCCGAGGCAGAAGGCACCAAAGGAAGAUAGAAGCUUUUCAGGGAGAAGGCAAAGGAAGUGAAGCAAGGCUUCAUGAAAAGAACAUGCCCCUGCUUGCGGACAAUAACCAGAAACAAGUGCCAAGAUGGAUGUGCAGCAUCUGCAGUGCUAACUGCAAAUCUCAAUCUGACCUCUCGAGUCACCUCCGAAGCAGAAGGCACCAAGAGAACAUAGAAGCUUUUCAGGGAGAAGGCAAGGGAAGUGAAGCAAUGCUGCAUGAAAAGAAAAUGCCACAGCUUGCGGCUAAUAACCAGAAACCAGUGCCAAGAUGGACAUGCGACAUCUGCAGUGUUAACUGCACAUCUCAAUCUGUCCUCGAGAGUCACCUCCGAGGCAGAAGGCACCAAGAGAACAUAGAAGCUCUGCAGGGAGAUGACAAGGGAACUGAAGUGUCAAGAUGGACGUGCGAUAUCUGCAAUGUUAACUGCACAUCUGAAUGUGACCUCGAGAGUCACGUCCGAGGCAGAAGGCACCAGGAGAACAUAGAAGCUUUUCAGGGAGAAGGCAAGGGAAGUGAAGCAAGGCUGCAUGAAAAGAAAAUGCUCCAGCUUGCCGACAAUAACCAGGAACCAGUGUCAAGAUGGAUGUGCAACAUCUGCAAUGCUAACUGCACAUCUGAAUCUGACCUCGAGAAUCACCUCAGAGGCAGAAGGCACCAAGAGAACAUAGAAGCUCUGCAAGGAGAUGGCAAGGACCCUGAAGUGUCAGGAUGGACGUGUGAUAUCUGCAAUGCUAACUGCACAUCUCAAUCUGACCUCGAUAGUCACCUCCGAGGCAGAAGGCACCAAGAGAACGUAGAAGCUUUUCAGGGAGGUGGCAAGGGAACUGAGGCGUCAAGAUGGAUUUGCGAUAUCUGCAAUGCUAACUGCAUGUCUCAAUCUGAUUUCGAGAGUCACCUCAAAGGCAGAAGGCACCAAUCAAACGUGCAAGCCUGAGUUCUCAGUGCAUGCAAUUGAGAUGUCUAAACAUAAGUAAGCAUAACUCAUAAACUUAAGUAGGAUCUCUUCUAUUUUGGGGCUAACUUGUAUGAGAGUUGUUGGCCUGGGCUUGGUAGACUCAACUCUAGAACUUAGCAACUGUUAACGGUUCAUGCCGAGAGAAGCUCGGUAUGGCUUCCCAUUUGGUACUUUGCACAUGAGGGAUGCAAAGCAUAUUUUGCCCAUUAUUUCGCCAGCUUAAACUGUCAUCAGUCCACACUCUGUUGGAACAUUUUGAACGGACCGCAAGCUUGACAAAUAUGCAUGAUCUUUA
Messenger RNA from Hordeum vulgare subsp. vulgare (domesticated barley), 2106 nucleotides. Its product is annotated as zinc finger protein 346-like. The record is from RefSeq and is a predicted model, not a curated record. Gene Ontology annotation, molecular function: nucleic acid binding; zinc ion binding. The transcript is spliced from 3 exons. Lineage: Eukaryota; Viridiplantae; Streptophyta; Magnoliopsida; Poales; Poaceae. Bases 126 to 1790 code for a protein of 554 amino acids.